GGUGAGUCGAUGACGGUCUGCGAUUGCGCGCAGUUCGAAACAAGCUGCAGAGAUCUUAGCCAGACCUAAACUGUAAUCUGGCCAGUGAGCUGCCCGUAUAAGCAAAAGAAGGCAAUACCAAGUACUGUGCGUGUGUGUGCAACUGUGUGUGCUAACCCUAAAACAAAAAUAAUAAGAAAAAGUAUAAAAAAAAGUACGAAUAACAUUUAAGAAAUUUUUCUUGUCAAAUUAUUGUGGACAUCUUCGGCCAGUUGCGUAAUUGACAAACAAGGCAUUACCAAUAAGGAGCGGCAUACAAAGAAAACUAAAACUAAAAGCCUAAUUAUUUAGUGGCAACCAAAAAGGAAACUGGCAGCAACCUGACACGGGCAUACAAAACUGAUUAAAACAACAUGUCCACCAGCACAUCAGCCUGUGAUUGUUUGGUAGGCGUGCCCACCGGCCCAACGCUUGCCUCCACAUGCGGCGGAAGCGCAUUUAUGCUGUUUAUGGGUCUACUCGAGGUGUUCAUACGAUCCCAAUGCGAUCUGGAGGAUCCCUGCGGACGAGCCAGCUCAAGGUUUCGCUCGGAGCCGGAUUAUGAGUACGAUUUCAUUGUCAUUGGCGGCGGCUCAGCGGGCUCUGUGGUUGCCUCACGUCUCUCCGAAGUGCCACAGUGGAAAGUGCUGCUCAUUGAAGCCGGUGGCGAUGAGCCGGUUGGUGCUCAGAUACCCUCCAUGUUCCUCAACUUCAUCGGCAGUGACAUUGACUAUCGCUAUAAUACAGAACCUGAACCCAUGGCUUGUCUCUCCUCGAUGGAGCAGCGCUGCUAUUGGCCACGUGGCAAAGUUCUGGGCGGCACUUCGGUAAUGAAUGGCAUGAUGUACAUACGCGGCAAUCGUGAGGACUACGAUGCCUGGGCUGCAGAGGGCAAUCCCGGCUGGGCUUACAACGAUGUGCUGCCGUUCUUCAAGAAAUCCGAAGAUAACUUAGAGCUGGAUGCUGUAGGCACGGAUUAUCAUGCAAAGGGCGGUCUUUUGCCCGUGGGCAAGUUCCCCUAUAAUCCACCAUUGUCUUAUGCCAUACUCAAGGCUGGCGAGGAGAUGGGCUACUCGGUGCAGGAUCUCAAUGGACAAAACGCCACAGGUUUCAUGAUUGCCCAGAUGACCGCUCGUAAUGGCAUUCGGUAUAGUUCAGCGAGGUCGUUCUUGCGACCCGCCCGCAUGCGCAACAAUUUGCAUAUAUUGCUAAAUUCGACCGUCACAAAGGUGCUGAUUCAUCCGCACACGAAGAACGUGCUGGGCGUUGAGGUCAGCGAUCAGUUUGGCAGCAUGCGCAAGAUUAUGGUCAAGAAGGAGGUGGUGCUCAGCGCUGGCGCAGUCAAUUCACCACAGAUUCUACUGCUGAGCGGUGUGGGUCCCAAGGAUGAUCUGAAAAAGGUGAAUGUGCGUCCUGUGCACAAUUUGCCCGGUGUCGGCAAGAAUCUGCAGAAUCACGUUGCCUUCUUCACUAACUUCUUCAUCGAUGAUGCGGACACGGCGCCGCUGAACUGGGCCACCGCCAUGGAGUAUUUGUUAUUCCGCGAUGGCCUAAUGUCGGGCACUGGCAUUUCUGAUGUGACAGCUAAAAUCUCCACUCGCUUUGCCCAGCGACCGGAUCUACCUGAUCUGCAAUUGUAUUUUGGCGGUUAUUUGGCCAGCUGUGCUCGCACUGGACAAGUGGGUGAACUGCUCUCAAACAAUUCACGCUCCAUACAAAUGUUUCCGGCUGUGUUAAAUCCCAGAUCACGAGGUUAUAUCACACUACGUUCUUCUGAUCCACUCGAUCCGCCACGCAUUUUUGCUAACUACUUGACCGAUGAGAAUGAUGUCAAGACCUUAGUGGACGGCAUCAAGUUUGCCAUCAGGCUAUCGCAGAUGUCGCCUCUUAAACAGUACGGCAUGCGCAUGGACAAAACCGUCGUCAAGGGUUGCGAGUCCCAUACCUUUGGCAGCGAUGCCUAUUGGGAGUGCGCUGUGCGUCAGAAUACGGGGCCGGAGAAUCAUCAAGCGGGUAGCUGCAAAAUGGGUCCACAACAGGAUCCACUCGCCGUUGUCAAUCACGAGCUGCGGGUCCAUGGCAUACGAGGAUUGCGUGUCAUGGAUACGAGCAUCAUGCCCAAGGUCACAUCUGGCAAUACGCACGCGCCGGCGGUAAUGAUUGCCGAGAAGGGAGCCUAUCUGCUGAAACGAGCCUGGGGCGCCAAGGUCUGACGUGUGGAUGCAACGUGGACGCUGCAUAGAGUAAUUUAAAACAAAAACAAUUCCAUCAAAAAUUACUGCAAGAAAGCUACAAAAUUAAGAACAAAUUAUCUAUAAGGCCUUAAAAAAAAAAUACAAAAACUAUUCUACAUAUUAUACAAUUUUAUACCUAUUAAUUUCAUCCUUUUGGCUAUACUAAUUCAACUACAUCUUAUAUGAUCCUCACUCUAAGCACCGACCUCGUUGCGCGAUUUAUACUACAGUGCCCGACACCUAUUAAGUUAACUUUACGCUAAUUUAACUAAUUUUCCAGAAUAGAAAAAACUACACCCAUUGAAUUUUUUAGAUUUCUCUUGACAAUCAUUAAAAUACUAUUAAUUUUGUAUUCUUUGAAUGAGAAUAUUGCUAUCGCAUGUAUUUAUUGUUCGAUUAAAUUGCAACUAUUUAGUGUAA
Molecule: messenger RNA, 2672 nt
Organism: Drosophila grimshawi
Lineage: Eukaryota; Metazoa; Arthropoda; Insecta; Diptera; Drosophilidae
Gene: Gld
Product: glucose dehydrogenase [FAD, quinone]
Exons: 4
Molecular function (GO): flavin adenine dinucleotide binding; oxidoreductase activity, acting on CH-OH group of donors
Source: RefSeq, a predicted model, not a curated record